This is a messenger RNA of Salvia miltiorrhiza (redroot sage), 1377 nucleotides long. RefSeq lists its product as uncharacterized. The transcript has 4 exons. The coding region runs from base 1 to 1377 and encodes 458 amino acids. Lineage: Eukaryota; Viridiplantae; Streptophyta; Magnoliopsida; Lamiales; Lamiaceae. Gene Ontology annotation, molecular function: zinc ion binding. The record is from RefSeq and is a predicted model, not a curated record.
AUGUUGAUGCACAAUGGUGCAGUUUUGAAGCCUAAGGAGAUGGCAGCUCAGUUGCAGCGAGAUUAUGGUACGCAUUGCAACACGGACUCGAUGAUUGAUGUGGAGACUGAUGGAAAUGAUGUUUUUAAGUAUUGUUUUAUGGCUCUCAGUGCAUCUAUUCGUGAUUUUUUAUCAUCCGGAUGUCCUAUUAUUGUUGUUGAUGCUACCCAUUUGAAAGAAAAGUAUAAGGGUGUGAUGUUUGUUGUUGUGAGUAAGGAUGGAAAUGAACAGGUUUUUCCAUUAGCUGUGGGGCUUGGCGAUAAGGAGAAUGAUAGUUCAUGUUCAUCGUUUUUUACACGUUUGAGACAUGCAUUUGGUGUUCCAGAUAACUUGCUAUUUGUUUCUGAUCAGCAUAUGAGCAUAAAGAACGUUGUUGAAGCUGUCUUUCCUGGAGUUCCUCGUGGUCUUUGCACCUAUCAUUUGCAGAAGAACCUUGCAAGAUACGGUGCUAAUAUUGUAGCGAUGUUUCAAAGGGCUGCGAAUAGCUACCGGAGGGAGAUUUUUUAUUUGCAUUUUGGUCAGUUGGGUUUGCUUCAAGACAAAGCUGCAUAUAGGAAGUUAAUGGAUGCUCAGCCUUCUAGAUGGGCACGUAGUCAUUGUGGAGUUCGUAGAUAUAACUUCAUGACAUCUAACUGUGCCGAGGUAUUCAAUGAUCGGCUUCGAUGGGGUAGGAGAUUGCCCGUGUGCACUUUGUUGGAGUUUGUGAGGACUUUGGUAGCUCAUUGGUUUGCAGAGAGACGUAGUAAGGCUAUGGCAAGAACUCAUCCACUUACAGAGUAUGCUGCUCUAAAAUUGGAUAUCUCGGUUGAGGAAGGUCGAAUAAUGGAGUGUCAAAAGUACGUUGUUGAUCUUCGCGCUAGGAGUUGUUCUUAUCAUGAGUUUGAUCUUGAUUUGAUCCCUUGCUCUCAUGUUGCUGCUGCUAUAUUCAAGUCCAAACAAUCUUGCAUUCCAUAUGUGUCUAGUUACUACACCACAGAGACAUUAUGUGAGAUGUAUUCUAUGGAUGUGAAUCAUAUUCCACAUCAAGACGAUUGGGAUGUUUCUUUGGAUGUGAGGACAAGGGUCGUUGGUGUUCCUGAUAAUCCUAAACAGUCAGGGCGUCUACGAACUUCAAGAAUUCCAUCUGCAGUAGAAUCUUCUACUAGAUCAUGUGUUAGUGUUUGCUCACGAUGCCACCAAUCAGGUCAUUACAAGUCUAGUUGCAAGGAAGAAGUUCCAAUUCCACCACAAAGUGAAGAUCAAGAAGUUGAUUGUCCUCGUCCAGCUAAGCGUUGCAGUAUUUACCAUGAUACUGGACAUACAAAGAGGAAGUGUCGAUUGUUUGAUCCUAGUGCUUGA